AUGGCAGAAGCAUCUAAUACUCUGAUAUCCUCCAAAUCCUCACACUCCAGUCUUCACGCCUUGCUACAUCCCCUCGUCCUGCUUAAUAUCUCCGAUCACAUCACACGGCAUACAGUUCGACAGCAGAAGGGAUUGAUAGUGGGUGCCAUACUCGGACAGCAGAAUGGAAGGUCCAUUACUCUAGAGCAUGUAUUCGAUUGCAACCUGGUCACCUCCGCCAGUGGAGAAGUGCUCCUACACCAGGAAUUCUUUAAUGAGCGAUUACAGCAGUUUAAGGAUGUUCACAAGUCACCAGCUCUAGACUUGGUUGGCUGGUUUACCGUCACACCUCCUUCCGGACCUCUACCGCCGCAGGUUUCCAUUCACGAGCAGAUACUCCGCGAUUAUAAUGAAGCUGCGAUUCUCCUUGCAUUCCACUCCUCAGAUGUUGAAAAUACGUCUUCAACAGUUGGGAAGCUUCCCAUAUCCGUCUACGAAUCUGUUUAUGAAGGGGACACUGCUGAUGAUGGUGACCGACCCAUGCAAGGAGAUGACCAACAGCGAACUUUGACGUUGAAGUUUAGGCCUGUGCCAUAUUCAAUCGAGACAGGAGAAGCCGAGAUGAUAAGCGUUGAUUCAAUUGCUACCGGGGGUGGCAAUGCAACUGCAAUCCUGGAUAAAGAGUCAAGCAAGACAAAGACCGAGUCUCAGACCCAGGAUAAAGAGAAACGACAAAAGAUAUCAGAACCUGCGGAAGAUCUCGUUCUUUCCCCUGAGGAUGAGGAUUUAAUUGCAAAUCUUACAACAAGGCUAAGUGCUGUCAAAACAUUACAGUCUCGCAUACAUCUCAUAAAACGCUAUCUCCAGUCGAUUGCAGAAGACUCGAGCGCUGAUACUUCCAUGGCACCACAAUCUACUCCCAAGCCAACACUUUCCCACUCCCUCCUUCGCAGUAUUCACUGCGUCAUCUCCCACCUUUCCCUGCUGACUCCAGAGAAUUCGAAUGCGUUUUCAAUAGAGUCCCUAGCUCAAGCAAAUGAUGUUCUGCUUACCGCGUUGCUGGGUUCCAUGGGCCAGAACAUUUCUCAGAUGCGGGAAUUAGGAAAGAAAUUCGCUGUCUCUGAAUUAACGGCCCGCAACAUUGUUAAGGAAUCUCAACUUUCGAGUCGCAUGGGUGGGGAUUUGUUCCAUACCUAG
Molecule: messenger RNA, 1176 nt
Organism: Trichophyton rubrum CBS 118892
Lineage: Eukaryota; Fungi; Ascomycota; Eurotiomycetes; Onygenales; Arthrodermataceae
Exons: 3
Coding region: 1-1176 (391 amino acids)
Biological process (GO): protein deneddylation
Cellular component (GO): COP9 signalosome
Molecular function (GO): protein binding; metallopeptidase activity
Source: RefSeq, a predicted model, not a curated record